Molecule: messenger RNA, 2614 nt
Organism: Drosophila willistoni
Lineage: Eukaryota; Metazoa; Arthropoda; Insecta; Diptera; Drosophilidae
Exons: 8
Coding region: 159-2219 (686 amino acids)
Source: RefSeq, a predicted model, not a curated record
CGUUAAUUGUUUUUGUUUUUUACAAUAGCGCGGCUGAAUUUUGUUUAACAACUAAGCGGUUACCAAGUACUUGAACUUUAUAAAAUGAAAGUUUAAUUUAAGUGAUUAAUGGUGUCUCAGCACAAGUUUUUGGAAGUAAACGCGUUUAAACUAUAAAAAUGCGAAUGCUACGUCGUGGUUUGGUACAAAAAAUUGCGGUAGCCUGUUGCCUUUUUUUAAUACUGGUCACCGUCUAUGUGGAAUUGUGUUUCGACCAGGAAGUCAACAAUGAGGCUAAAAUCGAAAUAAUGGAACGCUCGAUUAAAUCAGCCAUGAAUCAGGGGGAGUGUCGGCAUCCUCAUUUACCCUUGGAUAACCCCGAUAUCAUGAAGUUCUACAAGCCGGUUGAAAAAAUCGCUUGCGGGGAGGGAUUGGACUGGGUUAUGUGCGAAAAAUCCAUUUGCUUUGUAAGACCAGAAAUCGCAGCUGUCCAUGGGGACAUAACGUGUUCAUAUACGGACAUUAUACGAAAAUCUGAUUAUAGAGUCAAAUUUGGUCGUACGCUGAAGAUGAAGGAGCCAUAUGUGCUACAGGAAAGCGAUUUUGUCAAGGUAGUUUGUCGCGCCACAAGUGGACAAAGCUGGUUUGGUAUGGCUCAUGGCAUCCGGGAUUCAGUUCAGCGACCUCUUACAAGUAAUUUGUCACCGAAUUUGGCUGUUCUGCCACCUGAGGCUGUAGCACAGAUCCAACAGCAAAUGCAAGAUGUGCCCACUGCCUCGUUCUACAAUGUCCUGAUGUUCGGUUUUGAUUCACUCAGUCGCAAUGCUUUUAUACGAAAAUUGCCGCGCACAUAUGACUAUUUGACGAAUCAAUUGGGUGCGAUUGUCCUCAAAGGUUACAACAUUGUGGGAGAUGGAACUCCACAGGCUUUAGUCCCUUUGCUCACUGGCUACACGGAAUUAGAGCUGCCUGAGACUAGGAAACGCUUCUCCGGAGCUGGCAGUGUGGAUGCUUAUCCCAUGAUUUGGAAAGAUUUUGCCGAACUUGGGUAUAUGACUUCGUUCAAUGAGGAUUUACCCAAUGUCGGAACAUUCACCUAUCGCAUGAAUGGCUUCGAGACGCAGCCCGUUGAUCAUUAUUUACGUACCUACUAUCUUCAGGCGGGACACAUGCAAAGCGAUAGUGCCCCAAACUGCAUUGGCCAUCAGCCGGAUCAUAUAACAAUGCUGGAGUACACCAAGAAUUUUAUGUUAAAAUAUCGAGAUAAUCCUCGAUUUGUAUUCAGCUUUCAUGGAGGGCUUUCGCAUGACUCGAUAAAUCUGGUUGGAGCUGCUGAUCAAGACGUCCAUGAUUGGCUAGUUGCUUUAAAAGAGCGCUCCCUGCUAGACGACACUAUUUUGAUCUUCAUGGCCGAUCAUGGCAAUCGUUUUGCUGAAGUGCGCGCAACACUCCAAGGCAAACAAGAGGAGCGUUUGCCUUUCUUUAGCUUUGCCUUUCCAGAAUCGUUUAAGAAACGCUUUCCCCAGGAGUACAGCAAUUUUGUGGCAAACGAGGAGCGUCUAACUACGCCCUUCGAUAUACAUGCCACACUAAAGCACAUAAUUCAAUUGCAAACUGCCAGCCGCGAAGAACUGCCGGCUGAAAGCACUUUUAUGAGUUCCACCCAUGACAUAAAAACAGAGCCACCCGUAAAAAUCUCCCCACUGGCUCGUGGACGUGCCAUUUCACUUCUAGACCUCGUUCCUUCGAAUCGAUCUUGCGCCGAUGCCUAUAUCGAGCCGCAUUGGUGUGCCUGUCUUAACUGGCUGCAAGUAAAGCUGAAUGACACUCGCUACAAUGGGAUCAUUCUGAAAGCAGCUGAAAGCAUUGUUAAGACAAUCAAUGAGGCAACAAAUGGACAACGUCAGCUCUGUGCUCCCUUGCAGUUAGUCCAUGUAAAUUGGGUUCUGCGUCUGCAGCCGCACAAGGAACUCUUGCAGUUCAAGAGCAACAGCGAUCGAGAUGGCUUUCUGGCCGAUAUGACGGGUCAAACUCUCGUUCAAAAUGAAAUGUACCAACUGCAACUGCUUACUCAGCCUGGCCAGGGGCUAUAUGAGGCCAGUGUGAGUUACAAUUUGCAGACGUUUGAAGCCACCACAAAACUUAGCGAUAUCUCACGUGUCAAUAAAUAUGGCACACAGGCGAAUUGCAUAUACGAUCGUGAUCCGGAAUUGCGAAAGUAUUGUUAUUGCCGCAACUAGUCAACACCAAUGCCACAGACAUUGUUCUCGAAUUGCUAUUAGCUCUCUAUACAACAUUAGUUCCCAAAGAUUUAAGGCUUGUCACAAUUAGAUUAUUCAUAUCUUCACAAACAAAUAUUUGAAAAUGUAUUAUUUCUUUGUUGGCCUUUAAAACUUAAACACACCCCCUUAAGUACUAGAAUCUGCCUCAUUUUGAUUAGUUCCUCAAAUCAAGUGUGUACUUUAGUUUCCAUAUUUAAUAAAUGUAGCUAAUGAAUAGCAAAAAACAUAAGCAUCACUCAAAAAGGUAUAUAUAUAUAUACAUAUAUAUAGUUUAAAUUUCUGUCACUUAUUUUUUUAUAUAUGUAUGCAAUUUUAUUAGACUUUAUUGAUAAAUAUACAUUUACGACAAGAUA